Brachypodium distachyon (stiff brome) is the source of this 2239-nucleotide messenger RNA. RefSeq lists its product as uncharacterized. The record is from RefSeq and is a predicted model, not a curated record. Gene Ontology annotation, molecular function: protein binding. Lineage: Eukaryota; Viridiplantae; Streptophyta; Magnoliopsida; Poales; Poaceae. The transcript is spliced from 3 exons. Bases 486 to 1967 code for a protein of 493 amino acids.
CCUCACUCCCAUGGCAGACACCAGGAGCGACGAGAGAGUAGUCUUUUGCAUGCCAUCGAUCUCUUGGAUGGAUCUGCUAGCGUUUUGCAUUUGUUUAAUGCCGGUCUAGGUUGGUUUUGCACAAAGCUAGCAACUCUCGCCCACGCAACAUUUAUGAGUAGGACUCGCAAAUUCAAAAGAAUGAAAUAAAAAUGGAGGAGUAGGAGGACUGCUAGUAGUAUUUUGUUUUCAUUUUUUUUGUCCUCUAUUGCUCCCCUCCAUUUCUUCUUAUUUGAAACCCGCUCCUCCCCCUCUUCCAGUCUUCCCCUCUCUCGUCGACCGUUUGUUUCCCUCUCUUAUUCAAACUUGCGCAUCUCUAACGCCUCCUUGGCUUCCCUCUCCAGACCCUCACGCCUCAGUCUGUAGACUGUAGAGAGCAUACCGCGAGUUGAUCUCGUUCCUGUUGGGUCUCUCUGUAAGGCCGGCCGGAGCUACGUGUUCCGGCGAUGGGCAAGGCGGCGCGGUGGCUGCGCAACCUGCUAGGCGGCGGAGGGAAGAAGGAGCAGGGGAGAGAGCGAGAACAGAGGCGUCCCGCGACUACUAAUAACGCCGCUGCUCCGAGCGGGGACAGGAAGCGGUGGAGCUUCUGCAAGUCGUCGUCGAGGGACACGUCGGAGCCCGAGGUGACGGCGGCGGCGCAAGUGGGGGCCAACAAUGGCGUCGCGGCGAUCGCGCGGGCGGCGGAGGCGGCGUGGCUCAGGUCCCUGUACAAGGAGACCGAGCGGGAGCAGAGCAAGCACGCCAUCGCCGUGGCCGCGGCCACCGCGGUGGCGGCCGACGCCGCCGUCGCAGCUGCCCAGGCCGCCGUCGAGGUCGUGCGGCUCACCAGCCAAGGGCCCUUGGUGGCCGCGACCUCGCCGCGGGCAUUCGCCGGCGCCGGAGGAGACGGCCGCGCCGCCGCCGCGGUCAGGAUCCAGACCGCGUUCCGUGGCUACUUGGCGAAGAAGGCGCUGCGGGCGCUCAAGGCGCUGGUGAAGCUGCAGGCGCUGGUGCGGGGUUACCUGGUGCGGAAGCAGGCGGCGGCCACUCUACAGAGCAUGCAGGCGCUCGUCCGCGCGCAGGCCGCCAUCCGCGCCGCGGCCCGCAACCGCGCCGCCGACCUCCGCCUCCACCUCCACCCGCUCACCGUCCGGCCGCCGCGCUACUCCCUGCAAGAGGACACGCGGAGCGAGCACGGCAGCGGUGUGGCGCCCUACUACUACAGCCGCCGCCUUUCCGCGAGCGUCGAGUCCUCGUCCUACGGGUACGACCGCAGCCCCAAGAUCGUGGAGAUGGACACUGCCCGCCCCAAGUCGCGCUCUUCCUCGCUCCCGGUGGCCGAACCCGGCGGCGGGGACGACUACGGCUACUACUCUGUGUCAUCCCCGCUCAUGCCGUGCGGCCAUGGCCUCCCCUGCGCGCCGCCCAGGAUCGCCGCGCCGAGCCGCGGCUUCUUCCUCCCGGAGUACUACGAGCGGGAGAAGCCAAGGCCGGCCACGGCGCAGAGCACGCCCCGGUACGCGUCGAGCUUGUACUACACGCCGGUGACCCCGGCCAAGAGCGUUUGCGGCGUUGGGGGAUACAGCAACAACAGCCCGUCGACGCUGCUCAGCGGGCCAAGAAGCUACAUGUCGAGCACGCAGUCGUCGGAUGCCAAGACGCGGUCGCAGAGCGCGCCGAAGCAGCGGCCGGAGGAGGGCGGUGCCGUCCCGCCGAGGAAGAGGGUGCCGCUGCGCGAGGUGGUCUUGGAGGCGAGGGCGAGCCUGAGCGGCGCGACGCAGAGGUACUAUGCCUCCUCGUGCAACAACAGCAACAACCGGCCGCCGCGGGAGGAAGCAGGGGAGAAGUUCAGCUUCAAGAAGGCCGUCGUGAGCCGUUUCGACCGCUCGUCGGAGCCGGCCGUGGCCGCCGACAGGGACCGGGACAUGUUCUUGCAGAAAGGCUGGUGAUUGGUGAAGAACCACUGCCAUCUCGAUUAUCAGCUCGCUCGAUAGACAGACAGUAACCAUUAGUCGCCAUUGCAACUUUCGCAAGGCGGUGUAGUGGCAACGUGCGUCGCCAUAAAGUACAAAUGCGUACCUCUAGUAAUACUAGUAGCCUAAUAGGGACAUGUUUCUUCUUACUCAUGCUUAGUGUUUGAUGUGAUCGAUCGCCUUAACCUCGCUAUCAAGCUUCCUGCUUUCUCAGUUCAGGAAAUGAAAUUCUCUCGUAUGGUUUGCUA